CCGCUCCCGCUCCCGCGCCGCCGCCCGCAGCCCCGGCCUCGCUCCCCGCCGCGCCCCGCCCCGCCCCGCGAGCGGAGGGUGAUGUUGGACAUGGGCGAUAGGAAAGAGGCGAAGAUGCUCCCCAAGUCCUCCUUCAGCAUCAACAGCCUGGUGCCCGAGGCGGUGCAGAGCGACAACCAGCACGCCGGCGGGGGGCACGGGCACCACCCGGGCGGCCACCACGCGCCUCACCACCACCCUCACCACCACCACCACCACCAUCACCACCACCACCACCACCCGCCGCAGCCGCAUCCCCCGCAUCCCCCGCCGCCGCAGCAUCCCCCGCAGCCUCAUCCCCCGCCGCCGCCGCCGCCGCAGCAGCAUCCCCCGCAGGCGCGGGGCGGCCCGGCCGACGACGACGACGACGAGGCCAAGGGGCUGCUGCUGCCACCGCCGCCGCCGCCGCCGCCCUCCGCCGGCCCGGACGGGGCCAAGGGCGAGCCGGUGCCCGGAGGGGAGCCCCCGCCGGCCCCGCCGCCGCCCCCGCCCCCGGCCGGGCAGGAGGACAAGGACAAGGGCCUGGGCGGCGGCGAGGAGAAGAAAGCGGGCGGCGAGGCGGGCAAGGACGCCAAGGAGGCCGGCGAGGGCGGAGGCGGCGGAGGCGGAGGCGGCGGCGGCGACAAGAAGAACAGCAAGUACGAGAAGCCGCCGUUCAGCUACAACGCGCUGAUCAUGAUGGCCAUCCGGCAGAGCCCGGAGAAGCGGCUGACCCUCAACGGCAUCUACGAGUUCAUCAUGAAGAACUUCCCCUACUACCGGGAGAACAAGCAGGGCUGGCAGAACUCCAUCCGCCACAACCUGUCGCUCAACAAGUGCUUCGUCAAGGUGCCGCGCCACUACGACGACCCGGGCAAGGGCAACUACUGGAUGCUGGACCCGUCCAGCGACGACGUGUUCAUCGGGGGCACGACGGGCAAGCUGCGGCGCCGCUCCACCACGUCCCGGGCCAAGCUGGCCUUCAAGCGGGGGGCCCGGCUGACCUCCACCGGCCUGACCUUCAUGGACAGGGCGGGCUCCCUGUACUGGCCCAUGUCGCCCUUCCUGUCCCUGCACCACCCCAGGGCCAGCAGCACUUUGAGUUACAAUGGCACCGCCUCGGCCUACCCCAGCCACCCCAUGCCCUACAGCUCCGUCUUGACUCAGAACUCGCUGGGCAACAACCACUCCUUCUCCACGUCCAACGGGCUCAGCGUGGACCGGCUGGUCAACGGCGACCUCCCCUACGCCACCCACCACCUGACGGCCGCCGCGCUGGCCGCCUCCGUGCCCUGCGGCCUGUCGGUGCCCUGCUCGGGCACCUACUCUCUGAACCCUUGCUCCGUCAACCUGCUGGCGGGACAGACCAGCUACUUUUUCCCCCACGUCCCCCACCCCUCCAUGACCUCCCAAAGCAGCACUUCGAUCAGCGCCCGGGCCGCUUCCUCCUCCACGUCGCCCCAGGCGCCCUCCACCCUGCCCUGCGAGUCCUUGAGACCGUCCUUGCCCAGUUUCACCACGGGACUCUCGGGAGGACUGUCUGAUUAUUUCACACAUCAAAAUCAGGGGUCUUCUUCCAACCCUUUAAUACAUUAACAUCCCUCGGAGCAGACUGUAAGUGAACAUUUUACACACAUUUGCAUUGUAAAUGAC
Tachyglossus aculeatus (Australian echidna) is the source of this 1671-nucleotide messenger RNA. RefSeq names its product forkhead box G1 (gene FOXG1). The record is from RefSeq and is a predicted model, not a curated record. Gene Ontology annotation, cellular component: nucleus. The transcript is spliced from 2 exons. Gene Ontology annotation, molecular function: sequence-specific double-stranded DNA binding; DNA-binding transcription factor activity. Gene Ontology annotation, biological process: regulation of transcription by RNA polymerase II. The coding region runs from base 82 to 1614 and encodes 510 amino acids. NCBI's taxonomy places the organism in Eukaryota, Metazoa, Chordata, Mammalia, Monotremata, Tachyglossidae.